Columba livia (rock pigeon) is the source of this 1360-nucleotide messenger RNA. It is a transcript of the gene DNAAF3, whose product is annotated as dynein axonemal assembly factor 3. The record is from RefSeq and is a predicted model, not a curated record. NCBI's taxonomy places the organism in Eukaryota, Metazoa, Chordata, Aves, Columbiformes, Columbidae. Gene Ontology annotation, biological process: motile cilium assembly; axonemal dynein complex assembly.
GGCGUGGCCACGCACGUUACCUUGGAAACCGCGUCUCCCGCGCCGGGUGGGCGGGGCUCCCGCCGCCGUUCCUCUCUCCCUAUUGGCGGCGCCUCCCGGUACCGGCGGGGAGGGGCGUGGCCGGGCCGGUUCCCGCCAUGGAGGAGGCGCUCGGCACCGUGUGCUGGUGGGGCCUGUCCCCCGCCAUCGACCUGCGGCUGCACCUCCCCCCGGGCACCGAGGAGGCGGGCGGCGCUGCUGGUGGGGGCGGCCGAGGGGCGGCACGUGCUGCUGACGGCGGCCCGGGCCCGGCGGGGACCCCCCCGGGACGUCACCCUCUUCGUGUCCGAGCGGCGCCCGGAGUCCGUGUCCCGGCAGCUGCUGUUCCUGCUCCUGGCGACCGAAGCCCCGGGACGCAUCAGCCCGGCCGCCCGCGCCGCCGCCAUCCUGGAGCUUGUGGGCUCCGUGCGGGUCCGACCCGGCACCGCGGCCGCGCUGCCCGGAGCCGCCGCCCGGCUGCGCCGCUGGGUCACCGGGAACCGGGACCGGGAGCCGGGCGGACCCGCGGAGCUGCAGCUCAUGAAGUGCCGGGACCGGGACGCACUCGAGGCCGUUUUGCGGCGCUGGGAGCGGCCGGGACUCGAACCCGCGUCCGCCCGGAGCCGGAACCGGAGCCCCGGGGGUGGGAGCGGCGGCUGCGGCGGCUCCUGGCCCGGUACGAGGCGAGAGCGGCCGUGGCGGAUUGGGAGCUGCGGAUGGGGCUGCACCCCCGGGGGGCCACCUCGGUGUCCCCGGCCGAGUUCGGGCGCUGGCGGGAAAGCGGCGUCGCCUUCGUGCCGCUGGGGGGGGACACGGCGCCCAACCCCACCCUGAGGAGCAGCCGCUGCCCCCGGAACGACGGGCAGGAGGGGCCCGAUCCCGGGUACUGGGGGGACACGGUGACCGGACCCUUCGUGGCCUUUGGGCUCGAUCCUGAGCGACGGAGCCCCGGAAAGACGGCCACUGAAAUCUCCCUGGAAAACGUCACCGCGCUGCUGCACGAGCUGCUCAGGGGGACACCCCCUGGGGAAUCCCCUGAGGAAUCCCCUGGGGAAACCCCCGGGGAACCCCCAACACAAAGAGACCCCCCCCAGGACCCCCCCGGCGACGACAGCGACCCCUUGGGUCGCUGCCCGAGUUGACCCCCGAGUUGGGCCAAUUGGCUGCUCCGGGGGCGACGCUAUUGGUGGAGCUGCCCACGUUCGCGCCAACCCUGCGCCCCCCCCCAGCUGGACGCGUUCCGGGCCCGGGUGGUCGCGCUGGCCCAGGACUGCGGCUUCCAGCCCUGGGGGGGGCCCGGGGAACCCCCCGCCUACGCCCGCUUCUGCUGGCGGGCCCCCCC